AUGAAUAUACUCCUCAAAUUUCAUCUUUCCUACAUAUUUUUCUUUGUGCAUUUCAUUGUAAUUAAUAUAAAAUGUAAGGAAAUAAAUAAUAAUUUGGUCCAUGAUGAAAAAGAUAGCAUAAAUAACCUGGAAGAGCAUAGCCCCUUCCAUAUUUUAAAAAAAAAAAACAGUAACAAUAUAGAGAAUCAUUCUAGUAAAAUAAAUAAUAUAUUUAAAAAUCAUUAUAGUUAUAGUUACAGUUUAUUAGAUAAUUCUUUAUAUGAUAAUAAAUAUGAAUCAGAUUUUUUUCCUCAAAAAAAAAAUAAUAAAAUUAAUGAAGAAAAGUAUAAGGGAAAGCAUGGCACAAAUUUUGCUAUUAUAAAUGAACAUAUGAAUGAGAUACAUAAUGAUAUUGUGGGACAAGAUGAAAUACUAUCUAACGAAUUGGAUACAAAGAAAGAUAUAAUAAAAGAGGAACAUGUCAAAAAUAAAAAAAUUAAGAAUCAUUCAUUUUAUAUGAAUAAAGGAAAUGAAAAAAAAAAUUUUGUACAUAAUACUUUUCCAGAAAAUAAAGAAAAUAAUAAAAAUAAAAGGAAUUCGAAAUUUAUUGAAGAAAACGACCUGAACAGUUCAGGUGAGAAUUACUUUGAGAAUGAUAAAUUUAAUGAAAUAGAGUAUCCAAUAAAAAAUAAAGAUAUUGAUGAAUAUGAGGAAGGAAUUCAUCGAAACCAUAAGGAAGAGGAUAAUAAAAAUAUAACAUAUCAUAGUAAUGGGGAGGAUAGUAUUAAGAGUUUAAAUUUUAUAAAAUAUAUGAAUAUGGAUAAAGAAAAAAAAGAAAAGAGAAAAAGUUAUAAAAGAAAAAAAAAAGAAAAUGAUAACAAUUACAAUUAUAAUAUAAAUGAUUCAGAUCUCAUUAAUGUUUUAAAAAAAGGAGAUUAUAGUCCAGAUUGUGACACAUGUAAUAAAAAUAUAAAUGACAAUAUGAAUAAAGGAAGGGGCACACGAAGAAGAAUGUAUGACAGGAACUAUUAUAAGGAUUUUAAUUUAAGGGAUGCAUUACCCAUAAGUAAAACACACUAUAGUAUGUUAUUAAAAAGUGAUGAUAAUACUAUUAUUAAAGAAAAAAAUGAAAAUGAUGUAGAUAAUGUUAUAACAAAAGAGAAAAGAAAAGAAAACUUAAAAGAGGUUUAUAAUGAUAAAAAGAAUAACUAUUUGUCUCUUAAGUAUUUAGGUUUAGGAUAUGAUAUAGUUAUGGGUAAUCCUGAAGGAGAUCCUACAUUGAACGUGGACCCUGGUUUUAGGGGACCUGUAUUACAAAUAAAUUUAAAAGAAGUAAGUUUAAAUAGUUAUGAUAAUCAUAAAAAUGAUGAUAAUCAUAUGAGUGAUGAUAAUCAUAUGAGUGAUGAUAAUCAUAAAAAUAAUGAUAAUCAUAUGAAUGAUGAAGACCAUAAUGUUGAUAAUUAUGCUGAUGGUGAUAAACGUUCAAAGGAAAGACAAAGUAAGGUUCAAACAAAUAAUGAGUCGAUGAGGCCAUGGGUUAUACCUGAACACUCCUGUAGUCAAUCAAAAAAUGUUGAAGAAAUUAGAAAUUUGGAACAAUACAAAUUAGAAUUAUUAUCAGACGUAAAGGUUAGUACUCCCUCUAUUUUCCCAUAUUCCUUUUCUGCAUCUGCUGAAUUUAAGAAUGCUUUAAAAAAAUUAAAAGUACAAAACAAUGUAAUAUUUUUGAUGAAAAUAUAUUGCUUAAGAUAUUACACAGGUAUACCAAUAACAACAAGAAGUUAUAAGUUUAGUGAGAAUUUCAAAAAUGCUUUAAGUAAAUUACCAAAAUAUUUUGAUGGGUUAAGAGAAGAUAGUAAAUGUAGUUAUGAAUAUUAUAUUAAUAAAUUGAAUAGUCCUGAAUGUGAAGAAAAUGUAAACAAGUGGAUGUUAUUUUUUAAAUUACAUGGUACACAUGUUGCAUAUGAAAUAUAUUUAGGUGGUAAGAUAAUCAUCAAAAUUAAUAUUAAUAAAGAAGAAUAUAAUAAAAUGAAAGAAAAUAAUAUAAAUGUAAAAACGUUUUUUAAUAUAUAUUUUCAUAAGAUGGGAUUAUCAAGCGCUUUUCAAAAAGAAGCACAAAAAAUAUUAAAUAAAUUUAGAAUAUCAAAACAUAUAGCUAUAUUAGGUGGGAAUCCUGGAUUAAAUGUAAAUAAUACAACUUUUUUUCAAAAAUGGGUUCAUUCAAUUAAUACUAAUUCUAUGCCUAUAAGAACAAAAUUAUUACCAUUCAGUUUUUUUAUGGAUGAUAAUAAUAUGAUACAAGCAUAUAAAGAUGCUCUAAUAUUUUAUGGAUUAACAUAUGGAUUACAACUAUUUGAUCAAGAAAAAUAUAAUCAUAAUAUUAUAUCGGUUGGAGAAUAUCUAGAAAAAUGUACACAAAAAUUAUAUGCUGGUCCACCACCUGGGUUAUUAACAUGUCCUAUAGGAACAACCAUAUUAAUGGGAUUUUCCAUAAAUUUAGAUUUUUAUAAAAAUAAAUAUUUAAGUAGUACAAACGGUAUUACUCUUUGUGAACCCAUGAAAGAAUCAUGUAGUGGUAAUGGAUUUGAAAAAAAUUAUUCUGAUAUUCGUAUAUUUGCUUUAUGCACAAAUAAACCUUUCGAUUUUAUUACUCAAGUAGUACAACAAGGAGAAGCACCUAAAAUAUCAGCUAGCUGUCCAGGUGAAUUAGUAAUACUUUUUGGAUUCGCAUUAAUGAAAGGAAUAGGAUCAUCAUCAGCAAAUAAAAUAGAUAUAUAUCCAUGUCGUACAGGACAAAAUUCUUGUGAAGCUGUUUUACAAAAUAAUAAAUUUAAACAAAGUAUGAUAUAUCUUGCAUGUGUUGAUAAAACAACCAAUGGUUUAGAAUAUUUACAAACAUAUAGUAAAACCAAAAAUCUAGGUGAUGUUAUAUCUGAUAAAUAUAAAUCGGAUGGUUAUCUUAACUUUUCAUGUCCUCAAAAUAAUACUCUAGUAUUCGGAUUCUCUUUAGAAUUUCAUACAAAUUUUCAAGCAACCAGAAAUAAUUUCUUAAAUUGUUCCAAAUAUACAAACAUCUGUGAAAUAUCUGGUAUAGGAAUAAAUACUCAUUUAUCUUUCUUCAGAUCUGACAAACACUCCUUAGCAAUCAUAGCCUUAUGUCGAUCCCAUGGGACAAACAAUUUGUUCGAAUGA
This is a messenger RNA of Plasmodium reichenowi, 3171 nucleotides long. Its product is annotated as perforin-like protein 2. The record is from RefSeq and is a predicted model, not a curated record. Gene Ontology annotation, cellular component: membrane. The coding region runs from base 1 to 3171 and encodes 1056 amino acids. Lineage: Eukaryota; Apicomplexa; Aconoidasida; Haemosporida; Plasmodiidae. The transcript has a single exon. Gene Ontology annotation, molecular function: wide pore channel activity.